Messenger RNA from Rhipicephalus sanguineus (brown dog tick), 3635 nucleotides. Its product is annotated as L-fucose kinase. The record is from RefSeq and is a predicted model, not a curated record. Gene Ontology annotation, biological process: GDP-L-fucose salvage. Gene Ontology annotation, molecular function: ATP binding; fucokinase activity. Lineage: Eukaryota; Metazoa; Arthropoda; Arachnida; Ixodida; Ixodidae. The coding region runs from base 158 to 3343 and encodes 1061 amino acids. The transcript has 26 exons.
AGAAAGUACGUCGCGCGCGUCGGGCAAAGUUGUUGACGUUGAUGAGCGAUAUUUCUCUUAGAGCUGUAGAGCUUAGAGCGCCCAGCAUCCGUUGUCAUGUGCUGCUUAAUCAAGCACCACUGAAAUUUGUUUCUGCUUCUGGCGUAACGAAAGUAUCAUGUCUAACUUUGACUGCAUUGUGGUCACUUGCUGUUCUCUUAAGUGGGCGACUGCGAUUGAAUCAGAACUACGGAUACUUAAAGCUCGGAGUAUCAUUUCUAAAUCGGCCAAGAUACUUACUAUCGAGGACCCUGCAAGUAACAUCGGCAGCGGAGCUGCCACGUUGAAUGCACUUCUUGUAGUGACAGAAUACUUGAGUGCACAAAAUGGAUAUACUGUAGUGUCCCCUGACGUGCUUGAAAAGAGCCGGAUUUUAAUACUGCAUCAUGGCAGAGAGUAUGCUCUGGAACCUUGUGGAAAGGCUUUUAUGAGUGUACCACGAAUUCAUGCUGCUUCCAUUGACCAGAUCAAUGGCCACUCUACCAACUUGGAGAAUCUGUUGAAUGUUACUUCUCAGAUGCAAGAAAAUGGUCCUCCAGGUGUUUGGGUCUGCAGCACUGACAUGAUUUUGACCUGUAGUGAUGUCGCCAUCAACUGGUCGUGUGUCAAAGACUGCCUGCUCGUUUGCUCCGCUUGUGAUCCCCUGUAUGCUACAGGUCACGGUGCUGUCAAGGUGAACAGCGAUGGCAUUGUUUCAAGCAUCUUAUAUUGUGGAACAUUGGAAGCCUUGCACAAUUACACACGUACUGAUGGCACAGUUCUUGUUGUGUCUGGAAUGGUAUUUUUUUCUUCUGAGCUGGCCGAGAGUCUCCUAGCUCUGCAUUCCAUGUCUCCUUUGGACUGUUGCACAUACAUGGGUGUUGACAGCGGCGCUGAGCCAGUGCAAAUGUCAUUGUUUUUUGAUUUGCUGGUGGCUAUGGCCGAAGACGUCACGCAAGACACAUUUGUUAGUGGCCAGCAUGGUCGCUGCUACGACAAAAAAUUUAGUCUUGAGAAGAGAACUAUGGCCCAGAGGGCUCGAAACCUUGUUUGGAAAGAACUGUCAUCAUACUCUCUAAAAGCUUAUGUUUUGGAAGGCCAGCCAAGUCACCACUACUUGUCCAACGACACUACUGCCCGUCAACAUUCCGACUUUCUCAUUAGUCAUGCGGGCAGUGAUUUGCUUCUUCAUGCUGUUUUGGAUGUUGACGAAAAAGAAGUUGGCGACAGUGCUCUUCUUAUGAAUACCUUUGUAAAGAGCAAUAAGUGCUUCAUCGGAAGCCACUCAGUGUUAAGAAACUGCUGCCUGCAGGCACGUGAGGUGGUGGUUGGCAAGAAUUGCUACAUAAAUGGGCUGACAGUGAACCUAAACACUCAGGCUUUGAUUAUUCCUGAAAACAGCUGCAUAAUUCAGUAUGAAGUCUUUUUGGAGCAUUCUGGCGUAUCAUCUCCUGUCGUCAUCACAUUUGGAGUGGAAGACAGUCUUCACGUAAAAUUCUCUAAUGUUUAUCGGGGACAGCAGCAGAACUGCCUGAUGACUGCGAAGAGGUUCACAUGCAGUGAAGAGAGCUUACAAGACGCGCUGUGCCUUAUGACCUCCCCUCAAGAUCAAGAGCACUUAAAUAAAUGGAAAAACUGCAAGAGGCUUUCCCUAGUGGAUGUGUUGGCACAUCAGGACCUGAAAAACCAGUUUUGUAGAUCUUGGGACACUUUUUUUCGUGUCACAAACUCCAUUAUUAAAGGGACUCUGGUGGAGAAGUCGGAUGUGCUCAUCACACCUUUUAUCAACGCAGCUUGCGCUUGUGGUCGUGAGGCAAGUGUAAUGGCUGUGUUGGAUUCAGUUGCUGAAGGACAAGAGGCUGGCAUGGAUCUAGCCAUAGCGUCAAGAGCAUUUUCGUGCAUAGCUGACUUUUUGGGUGCAAUGGCUGGAAAUUUCGGAGGCUUGCGAAGUGGUCCAGGAGGCAACAAGACCUGGAUGCGUGCUUUCGAGUUGCUGGAGGAAGGACAGAUUCAGAAAGGUGCAUUGGCAUUGAAGCAGGAACGUCUCAAGUGGAUGGACCGACCAGAUCGCAUGAUGCGAGCAGCAAGGCAUUACGAAGGGGCCUUACAGGUGCUUAUAAGAAAAGCUGUGCUAACCGCAGAAAAGUAUAUCAUAACAGCUGCAGCUUCUUGCCAGCUUCCCUUUGGACAAUGGGUUGUAGCAGAGUGCCCUGCACGAAUGGAUUUGUUUGGUGGAUGGACAGACACACCACCUAUCUGCUAUGAACUUGGAGGUUCAGUAAUCAAUGUUGCUGUGCUUGUUGAUGGCCAGAAACCAAUUGGAGCCAGGGCACGAAGAAUACAUGAACUGCACAUUGUUAUCACACUGGUGCACCACAAUGUUCCAGAAAAGAUUGAAAUAUUUACCAUGCAAGACCUUCUUGACUAUAAUCAGCCUGGUGCUAGAGGUGCUCUCCUUAAAGCCUGUCUUAUUGGCUCUGGCGUUGUCCAGAUUGACGGCAAAUCUACGCUGCCAGAGCAGCUUCUAGCACUGCAUGGAGGUGGCAUUGAGCUACAGAGCUGGUCCAACUUGCCCCAAGGAUCAGGCCUGGGAACAAGUAGUAUUUUGGCUGCAGCCAUUGUGUCGGCUCUCUGGACUGCAGUUGGGCGGACAUUUGACAAGUUAGCCGUCAUUCACUGUGUUCUGCAUGUCGAGCAACUCUUGACAACAGGAGGAGGCUGGCAAGAUCAAGUUGGUGGAGUCAUUGGUGGGCUCGUGCAAGGCUCCUCGCAGCCUCACUUACCACUUCGUGUGGAUGUUGAAGUGCUCCCACUUUCACCUGAUGUCUACCGUCAGUUGAACGAUCAUUUUCUCCUUCUCUACACUGGCAAAGUCAGGCUGGCCAAGAACUUGCUUCAGACAGUCAUACGAAACUGGUACACCAGAGAUGCUAAAGUGGUGCUGUGUUUCAAGGAGCUGCUUCACCUCUGUAGGACAAGUGUUAAAGAAUCCUUUCUAAAAGGGGAUCUGGAGGCGAUUGGCAAGUGGUUGGACCACUACUGGCAGCUAAAGAAGGUGCUCGCUGCUGGGUGUGAGCCAAUGUUUGUUGGGCGUCUUAUGGAGCUUCUGCGGCCACACGUUCAUGGUCAACUGCUGCUAGGUGCAGGCGGUGGUGGUUUCCUGUGUGCCCUCACCAAAGAACCUCACCAGGCUGGCUUUGUGCAGAAGCUUUUGGAUGAGACUCAGGGAAUGUCAAAGGUUACUGUACACAUGGUGGAACUUGACAUGACUGGCCUGAGACUAAGCAUCAAUGGAGAAAGUGCAGAGCUUCCAAGUCCUUCUUAGUUUUGCUAUACAGUUAUAUAGAGAAGUGGCCCACCAGUGCCUAUACUUUUGUAUUCUUUAUACAUUUUUACAGCUCAAUAAGAAACAUUUACAAAGACAUUCCGAGGGUUUUCAAAAUUUCAUACUACAUUUAUGCCACUAUACAUAUGAAUUCUGCAACCUAGUCCCCAUUAUGCACCAGUCUGCUGGUGAUAUGCUGCUAUGCCAAGACUGAGUCUUGGCAUUUGCGAAUUGCUCUUAUGGUUUUACCAUGUAUUGUAUCGAAUUUCUUUAUUUCACAGCUAGUGCACCC